AGACCCUAUAUUCGCGGGGUUAUAAAGUUUCCGUUUCAAAUAAAAAGAGCCCUUAAAGGGAGGUAAGUGGGGAGCAUGAAAAAAGGUUAUAUAUCUCAAUAAUCAUCCAAACAAACCAAUCCAUGUGCUUCCCUUCAAACAUUCUUCUUGUCAUUUUCCUCCCAACCAUUUUCUACUUUGGCCAACUUUUUUUCCUUUGCUCUUAAACUCUUAAAAAUAAAUAAAAAAAUAUGCAAAUUUCCACUCACACAUUAUACAUUCUCUUUUUACAAUCCUUAGAUUGUCCCUUUUGCCUUCUUCCUCUUGUUCUCUUCCCACUUUACUCCUGAUUCUCUUCCUUUCGGAAUUUCAUCGAACUACUCAACAACCCUAUAUACUUUUAUUGUUUUUAAUAAUAUUCUCAUGCAGAUUAAAUAACAAGAAAUAAUAUAGACCUUUUUCCUCCAUAUAUAAAUAGGAUCAACACACGUAACAUGGCCCCAAACCCUAGCAAGACUCUCUCCACGACUGAUCAUAUCAUUACGUCAUGAGUUCAAUAGCAAGAGACCGAAAGGAACAAAUGGUGAUCCAGUCUUCGAUUGUCUUGCUUCAAGAAAGAUUCAGACAACUUCAGAGAGCAAGAGAGUUAAGAGCUGAACGAGAGCUCCUAAACCCUAAACCUAACCACCAAGACAACAUCUUGCAAUAUUACAGCGAACCCACAAGUUUCGGUUUCUUUCAGUUUCUACCUACAAACUCUCAAACAUCUUCGUCACAGCAGCUCCUCUCCCUCUCCUUAUGCCCACACCCCACCUCUGAAUCCAUUGAAAAGCCAAGCUUUUGUCAUCAGUGGCCAAAUAAAGACGACAAGAAGAUGGGUGGGAUUGAUCGAUACGACGACGUUGAUACGUCUCUGCAUCUCUAAACUAAAAUAAUUGUUCCUCCAUCUUUUUGAAGUUCUAAAAAUAUGUAUGUAUAUAGAGUUUGUUUUCGUUGGUAUGCUCUUUUAAAGAGUCUUGUAGGUGGUGGUGAUAUGUAUGGUUAAAACGGCAAUCAUAUAUAUAUUAAUUAUUUCGAAGUUAAUGAGUAUGAUAUAUUUUAUAUU
Messenger RNA from Arabidopsis lyrata subsp. lyrata, 1084 nucleotides. RefSeq lists its product as uncharacterized. The record is from RefSeq and is a predicted model, not a curated record. Bases 527 to 904 code for a protein of 125 amino acids. NCBI's taxonomy places the organism in Eukaryota, Viridiplantae, Streptophyta, Magnoliopsida, Brassicales, Brassicaceae. The transcript has a single exon.